This is a messenger RNA of Photinus pyralis (common eastern firefly), 1812 nucleotides long. Its product is annotated as ionotropic receptor 75a-like. Gene Ontology annotation, molecular function: ligand-gated monoatomic ion channel activity. The record is from RefSeq and is a predicted model, not a curated record. Gene Ontology annotation, cellular component: membrane. The coding region runs from base 1 to 1539 and encodes 512 amino acids. The transcript is spliced from 7 exons. Lineage: Eukaryota; Metazoa; Arthropoda; Insecta; Coleoptera; Lampyridae.
AUGUUGGGAUCUAACCGUGACACAAUUGAAAAGUUUAAAAAUGUAAACAUGUUUAUAAAUGCCGAUAUUAGCGUGGCGAUUUCCAAUCAGAAAAAGUCAAAUUGGACCGUGUUCGAUGUGUAUAAUCCGGCCUAUAAAAAUGGCGGGAAAUUGGUGGUAAGCGAAAUUGGUUAUUACAAUGAUGAUGAUGGUUACCGUGUGGGAGUGGAAGAUAAUAAAUAUUACAGAAGAAGAAAUAUGACUGGCGUUACAUUUAAAUCAGUAUUAGCUAUUCCGGAAGCUAUAAAUAUAAGUGUCGCCGAAUAUAUGGAGAGUGACGUAGGUAAGGAGAAAAACGUUUUUGGAAAGUUUCAAAGUGAAGUAAUAGAGAACUGUCGAAUCUUGUUCCGUUUUGAUGUAAAUAUGUCGUCCACGCGAUCUUGGGGUUACCUACUCCCCAACGGAGAAGUUGAUGGCCUGCCAAAAGUGCUACACGAAAAAAGGGCCGAUCUUAGUCACUCAGUAUUAGUAUUUAAGCCGUUCCGUUUAAAGUUUAUGGAUUACGGGCACGGAAGUUGGAUACUGAGGGUUCCAUUCAUCUUUAGACAUCCGAGAAGUACCGCCAGUUCUUCUAAAAUAUACUUACAACCGUUAGAGACAAACGUUUGGAUUGGAAUUCUAUUGGUUAUAGUACUAAUCAUAUUCAUUUUACGUAUCACAUUAGUGCACGAGCAUAAAAUAUUACGUCAAAGAUCAAAGCAAGGUGUACAAGAUCGUUCUUGGACCAUGUUGUUUAUUUACUGUAUAGGAGAGCUCGGACAACAAGGGUUUUCUAAUCUUCCUACCAUUGCCAGUACGAGAAUGGUAACCUUUACAGUUUUGAUAUUCUUCUUUAUGGUGUACCAAUUUUAUUCGUGUAGUAUUGUUUCCAAUCUACUAUUGGAACCCCCACGUACAAUCAAGACAUUAGAAGAUUUAUUAAAGAGCAAGCUGGAGGUUGGCUGCGAAGACACCCAGUAUGAUAGAAAUUAUUUUUCUACAACAACGAAUCCGGUUGCCAUUAGUCUGUACAACACAAAAAUGAAAGGUUCUCACAACGCAACCAACUUUUUUUCCGCUCAAGUAGGAAUGGACAAAGUUAAAGCAGGCGGAUUUGCUUUCCAUUCAGUAACUACAACUGCUUACUCCAUUAUCGAAACCCAGUUCCCAGAAGAAGCCAUCUGCCAACUGGCGGAAAUUCAAAUGUAUGCAAUUGAAACACUGUACAUGACGCUACCAAAAGGAUCGCCACUAAAAGAGAUGCUUAACUACUGCUCCGUUCACCAAAGUGAAGUCGGAGUUAUGUAUCGUGUAAAAAGUUAUUGGGAUUCCUGUAAGCCCAAUUGUAGAGAUAGCACCCCUUACCUUAAAAUUGAGGUUGGGAUAGAAGAAUCGUAUUGGGCUCUAAUUGUGUUGGGGGUCGGAUUAGUUCUUGCUUUACUUUUUUUGGUAGCCGAACACGGUUGGAAACGUUGGGGGCAUUGUGUCAGGGAGAAGUUCUCUAAACGGGCAUUUAAAUAAUGAAAGCUAUAAUUUCUUCUGCCUCACUUUAAAAUUGAUAGCGGGUAUUUAACUACAUAAUGGGUAUUUGCAAGCUUGCCAUGAGUCUAGUUCGAUCCAAUUUAUAAGCUAAUUCGUUUAUUGAAAUUUGUUCAUCACAUACACAAUAAUUAUAGUAGGGGUUAUAACGUAAAGAGCGUUAAUGCAUGGACAUAAUUAAUAUAAAUUGUUUGAUUUAAGUAGUAGGUAGGUAUUAAUUGCCUCUGAUUACACCGGUCUACAGCAUUUUUGCGC